This is a messenger RNA of Oikopleura dioica, 1551 nucleotides long. The record is from the annotation of a GenBank genome assembly. NCBI's taxonomy places the organism in Eukaryota, Metazoa, Chordata, Appendicularia, Copelata, Oikopleuridae.
AUGCUGUAUAUUUUGCUAAGUACUGUUGUUGCUCUUCUUCUGUGUCGCCUGGUCGUGCUCUGGGUGAGAUAUGAGGUGAUGCACCCUCUGCGAGAGCAUGCUUACCCGCUGAGAAAAGAUAAGAACUUCGAAGUCAUAAAAGAAGCUGCUGGAAACGGCACUCUGCCAAAAGCUUUCAGGCCGAAUUCAUUUCCACUUUCUUCAUGGAGUGGAAACGUCAUUCUCGCCGAUUACGAAUUAAUCAAAGAAGCGUUUUCGAAAAAAGAACUGUCAAAUCGUCUUUACUCGGAGAAAUUGGACCAGGACAUGGUCAGAAAGCGCAAAAACUACGGCAUCAAUGAAAUGGUCGAGCGAAUUCUUGGCCCGGAAGAUACUCUCACGAAAAACGGCGCCGGCGCAUCGAUGGGAAUCGGCGAUGGUUUCUACGACGAGACGCACAGGAACUUGCGUGUCCACUGGCACGAUACGAUCAAGCGCCUUGUCGGGCGGAAUCAAAUCUCCGAGAUCAUCCAGCACAGUUCCGCCCAGGUCAACCGCUAUCUCGAACGCGAAGGGAGCCAGGACGGCAUUGACCCACGCGAGAUCUUCAUGAAUGGCACGAUGAAUGUCGUCACUGGUUUUUCUCUCGGAAUUCUGUACGAAUUCGACGAUCCAGAUUUCAAAAACUUGGCCAAGUACGUUCGAGUCUUCUUUGAAAAUAUGCGAAAUAUGUACGUCAAUAAGAUCAUUGUCGAUAUUUUUCCUCUAUGGCCUCGGAUGACGCAAAACUGGCUGUACCAACUGUUCGUGAGAAAACCGCUGGCUGGAAUUACAGAAACGGUCCCACGAUUCACCGAGUAUAUUUUAACCAAGGUGAAAGAACACCGAGCAACUCUGGAUAUUGCUAACCCAAAAGAUUUUCUUGACAUUUUGCUCAUCGCAGCUGAAAAAGACUCGCGCUUGGGGCAUUUUACGAUCACUUCUUCGAUCGUUGCUCUGUAUUUGGGAGCAAGUGACACUCUUUCGAAUCAAAUGAGAUGGCUUUGUUUUACGCUGGCAGAUCACCCGGAAGUGCAGGAAAAGAUGUUUGAAGAAAUAAAGGCAUCGAUCGAAAAAGACUCGGAAAUCAUGAAGGAAAAUUGCCCGUUCACCCGCUCCGUGCUUCUGGAAAAUAUGCGAUGGCAUCCUGUCGUCGACACAUUGCCGCACCGAGCAACCGAAGAUAUCGAAGUACAGGGCGUCCCAAUAAAAAAUAAAGCGGUUGUACAAGCUUCACUGACUGCAGUGAUGCACAACCCGGCAAACUUUCCUGAGCCAGAAAAGUUCAUCCCUGAUCGUUUCAUCAAAAACGGAGCCUUUGAAAAUGACGUUAAAGUUUGCGGAUUCUCGCUAGGACUGAGAAAUUGCAUCGGCAAGCAACUGGCGAUAGAAGAAUACUUUAUCUUUUCAAGCAACAUGGUGAAGUCCUUCAGACUAGAAAGAACUGCUGGCAAAAACGAGAUCGCGAAUCACACGGCAAUCUUGAUGCCGAAAGACGGCAACAAAGUGCGCUUCAUCCCUCGCAACAAAUAA